Messenger RNA from Moesziomyces aphidis, 621 nucleotides. Lineage: Eukaryota; Fungi; Basidiomycota; Ustilaginomycetes; Ustilaginales; Ustilaginaceae. The record is from the annotation of a GenBank genome assembly.
AUGGACUGCUGCCGGCUGCGUAUUGCACACCCAGUAUUUGAUCCACCCCCGCCGUCCGCAAGGUCGAGUCUGCGAAUUGACCGAUUGGCGGCGCGCGAGAUCAUGCAGAUGCGCAUCGCGAUCUCUACACCCAGUCGCGUCUCGUUCCACAGAAGCAUCCUCACGGCAACGCCUGCUCACGCAGCCGCUCAACCGCUCGCCCUCCUUCUGCCGGCCCGAUGGAUGCCGAGCCGCACACCCACUACACAAACACGCAAGACCGAAAUAGCAUCCCACCAUGCGGUGCCGGCGAACGCUGUCAAGCCGGAUCUCGGCAUGCCGCUGACAACCGCCUUGUCAGCACCGAUACCAAGUCACGAUAUUCUCGAUCUCGCUCCAGCAAGGAGGAGGUGGGUUAAUUGCGCUCGAUCCAUAUCGCCUGAUACUUUCGAGCCCAACGUAGGUGGCACGCAGCCGAGCUCGAGCGCCUGCAGCUUGCACCGCCUUGGCGCUUACAGAUGCCAAAGGAUUCGGCACGAAGCGUCGCCACCAUCCAUGCACGUGCUCGUCGGCUCGAUAGGACGAACUACUGUAGUCUGGUCGGCGCGCGUUGGUACCAUGCGCAGUCACGUCACCGCAUGA